CUCUCAGAGAGUAACUUCGAGAGUAGCUCGUCUCCUUUGCCUGCAUAGAUUUCGACAAUGUCUCUACUCCGUGCUUAUAACCAGGCAUUACCGAGACGGGUAUUUCUCGCGUGUCCCACUUAUACGCGCCAUUUCUCUGCAGAAACUCCCAACCAACCGGUUCGCGCUGGUGAUGCUCCCCAGAAAGAGGCUACCCAGAUUGCGGAGGUGGUUCAUACUGAUGUAUUGACGGCAGAUGUCAUAAGUGGUGCUCCAGCUGAACUCCGUCAUCGCAUGGUACGGAUCUACCAACCAGCCCGUAACACCAUGCAAAGCGGAGCAGGGAAGUCAGAGCGGUGGCGCAUUGAGUGGGAUAUCCUUCAAGGAGCAGGUCGGUGGGAGAAUCCUCUGAUGGGUUGGGCCAGUUCCGCGGAUUACAUGCAGGGUACCAGAAUGUCAUUCAGAAGCAAGGAAGAUGCCAUGCACUUUGCAGAAAAACAAGGCUGGGAUUACUACGUACAACCGCCACCUACCAAGAAAAUUCCUCCGAAGAACUAUUCAGAGAGCUUUGUCUAUAAGCCGAACAAACUACGGAUAAUGCGCACGAAGUAGACCACGUAGCUGUCCAUAGAGCUACUGCGUAUAAUUCACAGAGGAACUUAUAUAUAUAUCCAUGUUUCUCAUUCUGAAUAAGACAUAAAUAACGUCACUGGCACUUCAAGC
Molecule: messenger RNA, 702 nt
Organism: Suillus paluster
Lineage: Eukaryota; Fungi; Basidiomycota; Agaricomycetes; Boletales; Suillaceae
Product: Ndufs4, NADH dehydrogenase Fe-S protein 4
Exons: 5
Coding region: 58-591 (177 amino acids)
Biological process (GO): electron transport chain
Source: RefSeq, a predicted model, not a curated record